Molecule: messenger RNA, 3393 nt
Organism: Bombina bombina (fire-bellied toad)
Lineage: Eukaryota; Metazoa; Chordata; Amphibia; Anura; Bombinatoridae
Exons: 2
Coding region: 88-3393 (1101 amino acids)
Biological process (GO): telomere maintenance; DNA repair
Molecular function (GO): DNA helicase activity
Source: RefSeq, a predicted model, not a curated record
UCCAAUAUUGCUCUUAACUACAGGCCAACAUCAAUUAGUGAUGUACAAAGAAGAGUAACCACCAAUCCAAGGAUAAGAGUUAGCCAAAUGAAAUACUACUCUUACAGAAUUUCAAUUAGGGAUCAAUUCAAUCCUUUCCUUAGUGCUGGCAAGUUGACGCAGCAGUACUUUGUUGAUGCUUAUGUCAAGACUGAGGCCAACAGACUCAACUAUAUCCGUCAAAAUCAAUCUAAUCUUCGCAUUGAAAAAUAUACAGGAUUAAUGGAUUACAUUCAAAGUGAGGCUGCUGCACAGGGCCUGAUGCCUGGAAAAGCAGUUAUUUUGCCAUCAUCUUUUCAGGGAAGUCCACGAAAUAUGGCCCAAAACUACCAUGAUGCUAUGGCCAUUGUUAGAAAAUAUGGAAAACCGGAUUACUUCAUCACCAUGACCUGCAACCCUAAAUGGCCUGAGAUACUUGAUAACCUAUUAGAAGGUCAAGCAGUGGAGUUCAGACCAGAUUUGGUAGCAAGAGUUUUCAAUCUCAAAUUAAAUUCUCUUUUGAAUGAUAUCUUGAACAAACAUGUUCUUGGAAGUCCUUGUGCAAAAGUGCAUGUAAUAGAGUUUCAAAAAAGAGGAUUACCACAUGCUCAUAUCCUUUUAAUAUUGAAAGCCGAAGACAAGCCAAAUGAUGCUGAAACCAUUGACACUUUUAUAUCAGCUGAAAUUCCUGAUGAACAGAUUUAUCCAAGACUACAUGCUAUUGUAAUAAAGCAUAUGAUACACGGUCCAUGUGGAGAACAUAAUUUAAAUUCUCCAUGCAUGGUUGAUGGUAAUUGCAGCAAGAAUUUUCCAAAAAAUUUUCAAAAAGAAACUUUAAUUAAUGUUGAUGGAUAUCCGCGAUAUCGUAGACAAAAAAAUGACACCACUGUAAUUGUCAAAGGGAAAAAAAUUGACAACUCAUGGGUAGUUCCAUAUAGCCCAUACUUCUGCUUGAAAUACAACUGCCAUAUAAAUGUAGAGAGUUGUGUUUCUGUUAAAAGUGUUAAAUAUCUCUUCAAAUAUGUAUAUAAAGGUUACGAUUGUGCAAAUAUUUCCAUUAAGGAACAUAAUACACUACAGCAUGAUGAAAUUCAAAAUUUUUUGGACACAAGAUAUGUCAGUGCUCCUGAAGCUGUUUGGAGGUUGUAUGGUUUUUUGAUGCACCAUCAAACACAUACAAUAAUAAGACUUCAAGUUCAUCUUCCAGGCGAACAAGAUGUAUAUUUCCAUAAUGAAAACGUACAAUUAGCUGCAGAAAAGGCACAAGACAGGGAUACCACUUUGACAGCAUACUUUAAGUUGAAUGUGGAUAAUAAUGCGGCACGUGAACUUUUUUACUCUGACAUUCCUCAACAUUUUGUAUUUGAUGUAAAAAACCGUAAGUGGAAUCCAAGACAAAGAGGAGCAGAUACAACAAUUGGCAGAUUGUAUAAUGUAAAUAUUUCAUCAGAUUUGGAGAGAUUUUGUUUGAGGUUAUUGCUCUUGCACUUAAAAGGAGCAAUAUCCUUUAAGGACUUACGAACUGUUAAUGGACAAGUUUGUCACACAUUCAAAGAAGCUGUCCAAAAGCUUUCACUUUUAGAUGACGACGCUACAUGGGAUCUUACACUUAACGAAUCAGCAUCUCAACAGAUGCCUAAACAAAUGAGGGAACUGUUUGCUUAUUUGUGUAUAUUUGUUGUCCCACCUAAUGUCCCACAACUCUUUGAAAAAUACAAACAUGAUCUUUAUGAAGAUUAUUCACGUCAUGAAGACCACAUUGAUGAUUGCAAAAGUUGCAAAAAUUUGGCAUUAACAGAUAUUCAAAAUGUUCUCAUAUUGCAUAGUAAACGUUGUGAAGAUUUUGGACUACCCAAUCCAUCAAACUUCAUUCCAGAAAUGCAAUUCAACUAUGUUACACACUUGGAAGCCCAAGUUGGAGCACAACUUCAAGAAGCAUUAAACAUCGAGCAAAAAGCUGCAUUUGACAAUGUAAUGUCUGCAAUUGAUAAUGAAAAUUUACCACACAGAUGUUUUUUUAUUGAUGGACCUGGUGGAAGUGGCAAGACUUAUUUAUAUAAAACAUUAUUGAGUACUUUACGUGGACGCACAGAUGGAGUUCUUCCUGUUGCCUCUACAGGAAUAGCAGCUAAUCUCCUUGAUGGUGGCAGAACUUACCAUUCACAGUUUAAGCUUCCAAUUCCAUUACUGGAAACAUCAACAUCAAAUAUGAGAAUGACUUCAAAAGAUGCAGAGUUCAUACGUAAUGCUAAAUUGAUUAUUUGGGAUGAGGCCUCAAUGACACCCGGUAUAGCUCUAAAAUGUGUAAAUAACCUUCUUCAGGAAAUUAUGCAGAACAAUAAGCCAUUUGGUGGAAAAGUUAUACUCCUUGGUGGAGACUUCAGACAAACACUCCCAGUUCUUCCUCAUUGCAAUAGAACUGCUAUUGUGGAAGCUACUAUAAAGUUAUAUGAUCACUGGGAUAAAUUUAAAAUUUUAAAAUUGAAGAAUAAUGUGCGUUCAGUGGAUCCAGAAUUUAGCAAUUGGCUACUAAAAUUAGGACAGGGUUCAUUAAAUAAUUCAGAGGGCCUUCCUGAGGAUUUAGUUGAGAUCCCUUCCAAAUUAAUAUGCAAUGAUUGUAUCAUAUCUGAAAUUUUUGGAAAAAAAAUUCUUCCAUCUGAUCUUCACAGUUUUUCAAAAAAGGCCAUUUUGUGUACGAAAAAUUGUCAUGUUGAUCAAAUCAAUGAGCAUGUAUUAAAUAUACUCGAUGGUGAUGAAAAAAUAUAUCUGAGUUCAGAUUCAAUUGAUGAUCAGACAGAUGAAGAUGCACAAAACUAUCCCAUAGAGUUUCUAAACGAAUUAGCUCCAUCAGGAAUGCCUCUUCAUAAGUUAAAAAUAAAAUUGGGAAGUAUUAUUAUGUUGCUCAGAAAUCUGAACACAAAAAAAGGUCUGUGCAAUGGAACAAGAUUGAUAGUUAAAGAUCUUAAGCCAAAUCUAUUAAUUGCAGAAGUACUCACAGGAACAGCAAAAAAACAAAUGGUGUUUAUUCCGAGAAUAGAUUUAGCCCCUGCCAACACUGAACUACCAUUCAUUUUACGAAGGAGACAGUUUCCAAUCAAACUUGCAUUUGCAAUGACCAUCAACAAAUCACAAGGUCAAACGUUAGACAAAGUAGGAAUAUUUCUUCCAGAACCAGUAUUCAGUCAUGGACAACUUUAUGUUGCAAUGUCUCGAGUUCGUACAUCAUCUGAUGUCAAAAUUAAGAUACUUCAAAGUUCAAAGCAUGGAAAGAUAUUACCAAACAAAUUCACUGCACUGAACUUGCUAGAUAUGCGGGCAUCCCCCUGGGGCCUUCUGGGGUGGGAAGAUGCUGAAAAACGACCGAAUGUGAUAUAA